Lates calcarifer (barramundi perch) is the source of this 2171-nucleotide messenger RNA. It is a transcript of the gene skp2, whose product is annotated as S-phase kinase-associated protein 2, E3 ubiquitin protein ligase. Gene Ontology annotation, biological process: SCF-dependent proteasomal ubiquitin-dependent protein catabolic process; positive regulation of protein ubiquitination. Gene Ontology annotation, molecular function: protein binding. The coding region runs from base 147 to 1412 and encodes 421 amino acids. NCBI's taxonomy places the organism in Eukaryota, Metazoa, Chordata, Actinopteri, Centropomidae. The transcript is spliced from 10 exons. The record is from RefSeq and is a predicted model, not a curated record. Gene Ontology annotation, cellular component: SCF ubiquitin ligase complex.
CUUCCGUGACGUGAGGGAAUAGAGGGCGGCCCGCUGCUGGCGGUGAGUUUAAAGGAUCACGGCUAGGAGGCUGGAAAGAAAACAGGCUGCUAUUUCAUGUGCAGUUUUCAGAUACAGAUUGCGUAUUCAGCUCUGAACCAGACGAGAUGCCAACAGACAGCGUCCCUCUGCAGGAUCUUCCCUGCAUGAGUCUUCAGGGCUCCAUGUUAACUCAGUCCAAGAGGAUCAACAAACGCAAAUCCAGAGGCUACUUCAGUGAGGGCCUGGACACAGAAUGCACACCUACAGACCUCAUCCAGCAGCACUCACCCCGACACAAGCACCAGCGGCUCAUCAGCAAGGGCAAAGAGAACGACUGCAGCCAGUUUGUCCUGGCCAGGAGAUCAAGGAGGAGGAAAGACUUUACAUCAGCAGACAUUUCAUGGGAUCACCUACCAGAUGAGCUGUUACUCAAGGUCCUCUUCUACCUCCCUUUGCAGGACCUCCUCAGGAUGUCAAUAGUUUGCAAGCGCUGGCACCGCUUAGCGUUUGAUGAAUCUCUGUGGCACAGCGUGGAUCUGGAGGGGUUGACCCAUAUGGGUCCAGCUCUGCAGCAGGUUCUGAAAACAGGGGUCCGCAGGUUGCGCUGCCCUCGCUCCUUCAUGGAAGGUCUGCACAUCACAGACACAGGCCCACUGCAGAUGAUUCAGAUGGACCUGUCCAGCUCCAUUAUCCCCACCUCAGCACUGGAGAGUAUAAUCUCUCAGUGCAGGCUGCUGGAGUAUCUGAGCCUGGAGGGUCUCCAGCUCUCUGACACCAUCAUCAGCUCUCUGGCCAAGAACCCAAACCUGCUGCAGCUCAACCUGAGUGGCUGCUCGGGCUUCUCUGCUCCUGCUCUGGCUGACAUGUUCAGAUCCUGCUCCAGGAUAGAGCAGCUGAACAUAUCAUGGUGUGAAUUCAACAGUAACCAUGUGAAGAGUGUUGUCAGUAAUCUGAGCUCCAGUGUUACUCACCUCAACCUCAGUGGUUACAGAGAAAGCCUCACACUAGGCGAUGUGAAGGUGCUGGUGGUGAGAUGUCCUCAUAUUCAAACUCUAGAUUUAAGUGACAGCACUCUGCUGAUGGCUGACAGCUUCCCUGUCCUCGCACAACUCAAAUAUCUGCAGCAUCUGUCACUGAGUCGCUGCUAUCACAUUCACCUCGCUGCUCUAACUGACCUGGGUAAGACUUUCCCCAUGCUGUGCCUCCUGGAUGUUUUUGGCCUUGUACACGAUGGCCACCUGCCAUCUCUGAAGAAGGGGAUGCCUCACCUCUGCAUCAACUCAAAGCCUUUCUCUGCCAUUGCCCGGCCAGCACCUGCCAACAGACCCAUGGGCCCCUUGAGUGACCGCACCAUGUGGAACAGGAGGUGUCGACUGAGGUUCAAACUGUAACCACCUCGUCUCCCCCAAAGCCGUGUUCGUCUAUAUUGCGGUGUGUGUGAUUCUGCAGUAUUCCAGCGCAAUGAGUGCAGCUCAUUGAGCAGUGAUAGAGCCAUGUUACAGUGUUUUUUGCGGCUUCAGAAGAACGCUUUUAGUAUUGGCUGGCUGUUAACAGUACUAAAAGACAUCUACUAGAACAUGUCUUCAACUACUGAAUAUGCAAGCUUUUAGAGAAAUGCUGUUCUUUAUUUAGGAAAACCAGAUUUGGAUGUUGAAUCCAGUUUGUGUUAGAAUGUAUUAAGAGAUUGUCUAUUAAUGUUUGGGACAGUUGAUUCCUCAAUUUUGAUAUGAAGGUAAAAGCUUCUGUUCCCAGUUGUAAUAAUGAGAGAAGAGUUGAUUUUAAUCAGAAAAGGUUUUAAUGUAAAAUGAUGCAUCUGGAUCUUGAAUCUCCAAACCAGCUGUGGAUAUUCCUGAUGAAUAUGCAGGUGUACUCAAUGUCCCACUGUGUCACUGUAAAUGAUCAGUAGCUUAAAUGUGUUCACUACUGACCAGGUUAUCAUUGCUGUACAUUUGACUUUUCCUCAGCUGGACAGCAGCUGCUUUCACAAUGAUCUCAUGACAGUGUACAUGUGUCAGUGCAAAUGUGCUGUAUGGUCAGUGCUUUAGAUUACCAUUUCAUUCAGAUGGCAUACAAACCGAACAUUAAUGGAAGUUUUAACUUGUUCAUUUCCCUUCUGAGGCUUAACGAGUAAACCACUGAAUUAUACAGUU